Chiloscyllium plagiosum (whitespotted bambooshark) is the source of this 1753-nucleotide messenger RNA. Lineage: Eukaryota; Metazoa; Chordata; Chondrichthyes; Orectolobiformes; Hemiscylliidae. The record is from RefSeq and is a predicted model, not a curated record.
AGAAUAUUAAAGGCAUGAGUUUUGUGUUACUACAGAUCCAGCUAAUUUUUAGCACCAGAGAUUGAAUUUAACAAUGAUCACUCAUGAGACAGAUGUGCAGUACAGUCGAUGGAAUGACAAUGCCCAGGACCAGGUCACCAUCAGCAUUUCUGCAAUAGAAGCUUCAGGCUGUAAAAGGAUUUAUGAUAAAUUAUGCACCGGAAAACUAGGCAUUGUGAUGAAAGUACUUGGAGGAAUUGCUGUGUUUUGGAUCAUCUUCAUCAUUGGUUAUGUGACAGGCUACUAUGUCCACAAGUGCAAAUAGAAACCUAAAUAAUUUCUUCUAUUCCAUCUGAGACAUGGUUUGAUGCUCCUUCAGGUGUGAUCCCCAAAGUAGCUCCCUGUUUGAACACUGUAUAAUGAGAGAAUCAAUCUGAAAAUCAUCUAGUACAUAAAUUACUGGAGUAUGCUAUUAUUGAAUGUUGGACAUGAAAUUAAAUUCUGAUGUAAUUUGUUUUUUUCCCAAAAGGAACAAGUUGUUCCCAUAGGGGUGUAUUGAGGAAGACAAGUGCACGGUAGGCUAUGCUAUCAACAGUUCAUUGACAAUGCCAUAUUACAUCACAGCCAUAUCAAACCCACAGCACACAGACUAAUUCCAAUUAUCUUUCUUUUUUCAAAACAUUCAAAUGAAUCUCCUUUUUGUCCAACGUAUCAUGCCUUUUUAUCAAAACAAAUACUGCAGACAGAAACAGAAAUUGCUGAAGAAAUGCAGUAGGUCUGGCAGCAUCUGUGGUGAGAAACACAAGAUUACUGUAUCAGUGAUCCUUCUUCAGAACUGGGGAUGCUGGAAAUUUAAAAUGAAAGCAGAAAAUGCUGGAAGUGCUCAGGAGAUCUGGCAGCAUCUGUGGAAUGAAACGCAGGGUUAAUAUUUUGGACUGAUGACCCUUCAUCAGAACUGGCUAACACUCCCUCACCUGAACUGUCAAUUCUGUACCUGUCUCCACCCAUGCUGCUCUUCGAUGAAUUGAUUCAGUAUUCCAUUUUAAGUGCUUGAAUGUGUUAUUGAGGCACAUGCACCAGACAAAGCCAUGGUUUCAAUCCUGGGGUCAAACAGGUCUCAAUAUCCUUACGUUUUGGGAAGCAAAUUCUUUGAUGUUUCUGCAGCUUUCCCCUGACUCAUCCCCCAUCACUCCCUGAUGACACUCUCCUACAAAAUUCGUUCAUGUCAGUCUGUAAUAUCCUCCAAGUUCUUAUGAUCGUCCAAUCUACACUUGUCUCUGUCAUGUCGGCGUGAGUGAGUCGGCGAACAUAGAUGCAAUAUCUCCAGAUUCACAUUGAGUACACACAUGGGUACACAUAUAGUGAUGGAUCUAAGAUUUGAGACCUGAUUUUCUCCGGAAUCUGCAAGCUGUAAGGAAUCUCAACCAGAGUCAGGUUCCAACUUCGUGCUCCCAAAAUAUGUUGUGCCAAAUUCUCCAAAAUGCUUUUGGGAUCAGAAGGAAGUUAUACAUCAGAUAUAUUUGUGUCAUACCCAGAUAGAAUAACUACUCACACCAAGUGCAAUGAGUUUUAAUGAGACUCUCACAGCACAUAUCUCACCAAUUUAAAAUGGCCCUUUGACAGACUGGAAGGUCUCAGGUGUUGUGUUUCUGUGAAUAAAGCUGAGGUUGUAAGUCUUGGCAGUAAACAAUUCUCCACUUGUUCAUUCCAGAUUAUUCAUUUGCCUGUAUAUUUUUGACCCUUUGUUGAAGUAUUGAUUAAAACGUCACUAUCA